Fragaria vesca subsp. vesca is the source of this 1319-nucleotide messenger RNA. RefSeq lists its product as uncharacterized. NCBI's taxonomy places the organism in Eukaryota, Viridiplantae, Streptophyta, Magnoliopsida, Rosales, Rosaceae. The coding region runs from base 1 to 1101 and encodes 366 amino acids. The transcript is spliced from 2 exons. The record is from RefSeq and is a predicted model, not a curated record.
AUGGACGACAGCUUCAGACUCCGCGCCGACAAGAUCUUCGGAUCCCUCUCCGCCUCGCUCUCGUCUUCUCUCCAACCAUCGCAGUCCGCUCCCUGGUCCGUCGCCGCCGCCGAGGUCGAGCGCCGCCAAUGGAGGCGCCCCUCCGACGCCCCCGACCGAGACGAAACCCCCUGUGCGUCGUCGUUUCAGGGCGAAUUCGGAAUCGGAUCUUCCAUCGGCAUGGAUCCUACUCUCGAUUUCGAGGAUGAGGAAGAUGAAUAUGACAAGGUGGCAUCGGGUGCCGAGGCUGCUGAUGAUGUUCGUUUGUUUAUGGACGACGUUACUCGUCACGGCUCUUAUUUGAAUUCGUACAAUGUGUUGGUUGGUAAGGAUUCGCGUGCGAAUCACCCAGCUGCAAGGCACCGGCUGAGAGAAGAUGAUGCUCAAGUUCAGAACCCUGGUUCCACACCCGUGGAUUUUACUGCACCCCGGUGUGCGAAAUCACCUGAAGAUGGUGGUCAGCCGAAGCCUAUACUGAAAAGGAAGGACAGUUCCUCGGAUACCAAGUCUCGGAAACGUGUUAGGUUUGACCCUGCUUUUGUAGAUCAGAGUGAUGGUGAAGAAUCAUCGGGUAGAGUUCAGAAGUUGGGUUCUGGAUUAAAUAAGACUGCUUCUCAGGUUCCGGAUUAUUUGGUGAAUCCUUCGAGGUAUACGUGUUAUAGUUUUGAUUCAAGAAGUGAAGUCGAUGAAGGUGGCAACACCAAGGCGUUUAUGGACUACAUUACCAAGACGGAUAAGGACUGCAUUACUCAGGUUGAAAGCUCAGGGUCGGAGAUGGAGGAUGCUUCACCUCAACUUCCCAAGUCUGUGACUUUUGUUCCAAAGAAGAAGACUGUUGAUGGUAGCACUAGAACAUUACAGGAUGCGGAAGAUGACAAUAAGCAAUCCUUGAAUAUAAAAGGCUUUGCUGUUGGUAUUGCGGCUAUGGUAGAAAGUGAAAUCAGUGCAGCAGAGGAGGAAGACAAGUCGGAGCAAAAUGCAGCUGUUUUGAGUGAUAGUUCAUCAAAAAGUGGUCGGAAGUUUCGAACCAAGUCAAUGUCAGAUGAUGAGUCUGAUUCUUGAGCUUCUCUUAGACUCACACAGACUGCUAGCUGCAAAUCUGUUUUUUUAUUAUGUUUUUAAACCAUGAUAAUGUGUAUGUCAAGUUAUUAACACCCAUCCUGAUUCCUGAGAAUGUUUUCCUUACAUUGUAUUGGUGGAAAUUUCAUAUUUUCUGCUAAUCUUAGAUACUUUCUCCAUAUACACACCUCUCAAUAGUAAAUUCAGUGAGUUGAACCUUC